AACGGUUACUUCUUUUGGUAUCGUAUUUAUUUUAUUUAUGAAGCACUUGAAGCACUUAGUUGUCGACCUUGUCUCAUCAGAUGAAGAAGAAAUUGUUGAGGAAAGAAUAAUAGAAAACUCAAAUCCUGAGUUAUUAUCAAUUGAAAGAUUUAUCAAAGUAGUCUCCAAUUUUCUUGAACAAAAGAAUUCACAUUUAGCAGAAUUAAUAAAACAAUGUUUAAAAAAUACAUCACCAAAAAUUUUUGAGAAUAAUAAUCUUCAAAAUCUUUUUAAAGAUAUUCGGAAACUUAUAGAAAAUAAUUUGCCAAAUCAAACAAAACAAAUUUAUUUUAAAUUAUUUGAACUAAGUAUUUCUUUAAAUACUGAUAAAAAUAUCUCAAAACUAAAUCCAUCAAAACAAUUUGCAUCUCAAAUUGGGCCCGAUCGUAUAGCUGGCACUAAAUCAAAAUUAGGCCCUAAGCAAAUAAAUAUUGAGUUAUUAAAAGAUCGACAAAACCGAAUCAAUCGCUUGGAGAAUGAAUUAAAACAAUUGGAAAACGCUAUUAAAGAAAACCGGGAGAAGGAAUUAGAUUUUAAUGAUCUCGAUAACGAGUACUCGCCUUAUAUCGUGGAAGAUAAGUUAGAGCGCAAAGCCCUCAACGUUUGGAGACUUAUUCGUAAACUCAAGGGUCGAUCUUUCUCUUGUGGGCGGGUUAUAAGGGAAAAACUUUCUUUUAAAGUUACGGACUAUCCUGAAAUAAAUAGCGCGAUCGAAAAAAUGAUCAACCAAGCUAGCUUCCUUUUCACAUUCCCGGAUUAUGCAGAUAUCCGAAAUAUCGUAACCGAAAAAAAUUUACAAAAGGGUUUGAACAUAGCGCCAAUCGAUAUAGAAUCUAUCUCACUAUCCGCUUUCAAAAGUGUCGGUCAAUUGUUGAAAGACAGAAGAGGCAGGGAUUUUAAGAUGGAUUUUGGUUCCCAUUUGAUGGAUAAUGUUGAUUUAUCUAAUGAUCCUUACCACACACACGAUCACCCAGAUCUCGUCAAAUUAUUAGAGAGAAAUUACCAAUUAGCUCAAGAAAAAAUGGAUCAACUCACCUCUAUGUAUGUCCUAAAGGAGAAUUUUAUCAACAAAAGUAAAGAGGAAGAAUCUUUCCGACUCAAUUCAAGUUCAAUUAGUUCAGGAAAAAAAGAAAUACCAAUUCAAACAGAUGAGGAAAUUGUUAUAAUGGAAGAUCUCACUAGUGAAACGGUUCUUGUCGCGACAAAAAGUUAUUUUGAUCCACCCCUUAAAGUUGACGAGAUUAUUGACAAUAAAACGAUAUCGGUUUCAACGAAUAAAGUUUCAAAUGAUGUAAUUUUAGUGGAUUCAUGUCUAUCUAAAAAUUCUCUCCCUGAUUCCUCAUCGGAUAAUGAAUCAACUUGCCAAGACGAUAUUUUCAAUCAACCUUCCACAUCUAUGAUAUUGUUAAGUGAUUAGCAAAUUUAUUUAGUAAUGUUAUGUCAACCAUUUAUAACUGAUUUUAGGGCGGUUGUAUUAUUGAAAGUAUUUAUAUGCAACGAUCAAAUUUUUAUAUAAAAAUAAUAGAUGAAGUAAUUAUAUUCUGACUUUCAAAUAAUAUUAUCUUUGUUGAAAUUAU
Gordionus sp. m RMFG-2023 is the source of this 1616-nucleotide messenger RNA. RefSeq names its product death domain-associated protein 6-like. The transcript has 10 exons. Lineage: Eukaryota; Metazoa; Nematomorpha; Gordioida; Chordodea; Parachordodidae. The record is from RefSeq and is a predicted model, not a curated record. The coding region runs from base 38 to 1456 and encodes 472 amino acids. Gene Ontology annotation, molecular function: histone binding.